Hypanus sabinus (Atlantic stingray) is the source of this 890-nucleotide messenger RNA. Its product is annotated as persulfide dioxygenase ETHE1, mitochondrial-like. Bases 82 to 864 code for a protein of 260 amino acids. Gene Ontology annotation, biological process: glutathione metabolic process; hydrogen sulfide metabolic process. Gene Ontology annotation, molecular function: sulfur dioxygenase activity. The transcript is spliced from 6 exons. NCBI's taxonomy places the organism in Eukaryota, Metazoa, Chordata, Chondrichthyes, Myliobatiformes, Dasyatidae. The record is from RefSeq and is a predicted model, not a curated record.
GGCGGUGCCCGAGUGAACGCCGCCCAUCGCGGUGUCUGCUAGGUCAGCUGCUUCCCGGUCGGUGUGGCGACCGUCCCGGUCAUGACUUCGGUUCUCCGCCUCGCCGGGCGCGGAUUACUGGGCCGCCGCAGGCCCGACGCCCGACUCCUUCGGCCUCCCGCCCUGCCCGCACUCCGGCGGCCCAGGAUGUACAGCCAGCCGCCGGCCGGGUUAAUCUUCCGCCAGUUGUUUGAGAAAAUUAGCUCCACCUACACCUACCUUCUGGCAGAUGCGCAGAGCAGGGACGCCAUCAUCAUCGACCCUGUUCUGGAGGAAGUCAGCAGGGACUCAAAGUUAAUUCAGGAGCUCGGCUUAAAGCUUCUUUAUGCAGUCAAUACGCACUGCCACGCGGACCAUGUGACCGGGAGCGGUCUCCUCAAAUCCAUCAUUCCGGGCUGUCGCAGUGUUAUUUCCAAGGACAGUGGGGCCGUAGCAGACAUCCACGUCAGCGAAGGAGACACCAUCAACUUCGGGAAGUUCCACCUGAAUGCUCGCUCAACCCCCGGACAUACCGAUGGGUGUCUCACCUUUGUCCUGAGCGAUGAGUCCAUGGCCUUCACCGGAGACGCCCUCCUCAUCCGAGGGUGUGGGCGGACAGAUUUCCAGCAAGGCUCUGCCAAGACUCUCUACCAAUCAGUGCAUGAGAAGAUCUUCACUCUUCCCCCACAGUGCCUGCUUUAUCCUGCACAUGAUUACACCGGACAGACAGUCACCACCGUGGAUGAGGAGCGGAGGUGGAACCCCAGGCUCACCAAGACGCAGCAGGAGUUCGUAACCAUCAUGGAGAACCUGAACCUGCCCAAACCAGCCCAGAUCGGUGAGUGAGACUCUGUCCUCGUGCUCACUCCCUC